This is a messenger RNA of Penaeus vannamei (Pacific white shrimp), 3304 nucleotides long. The record is from RefSeq and is a predicted model, not a curated record. NCBI's taxonomy places the organism in Eukaryota, Metazoa, Arthropoda, Malacostraca, Decapoda, Penaeidae.
UUUAGUAGUCAUUUACUUGUGAGGAGGAAAUAUCUAACCGUCAUAAUUAGCAUAAUAGUGUCUGCAGUUGCGACUACCCGUAAAACACCGAUUUUAGUUCACAUAGUGGCCGAAGGAAUAAAAGCGACUGUCUGGACACUAUACAUCGACACAAUGGCUGAAACAUGCAACAAGGAGAGAGGACGUUCAGAUGGCCGCGGAGAAAGCGACGCAGAGAACGAGGCAUCGACUCCGCUGACCAACGCUGAGGCCGUUCGUGGUGCUGAAGUCCAGUGGCGACGAGUCCCUCCUGAUGGGGGCUGGGGCUGGGUAGUCACUCUCGGCGGCGCUGUCAGUGCGAUGUUGAUACCGAUGCUGAGUCCUUGCUUCGGAAUUCUGUUCUCGCCGCCCUUGCUGGCGUCCGGAGCCAGCACGUCGACAAUUGCAAUCAUCUUCAACACGUUCAUGGUGAUGUGGAAGGUCACCGGAACUUUAAUAGGAUCUCUAGUUAAGGAAUUCGGAUAUCGCAAGGUCGCCAUGACUGGAAAUCUGAUCGUGGUCUGCUCGAUGGUCGCCUGUGCCUUUUCCACGUCGCCGGGAUAUAUUCUCAUUUUCUUUUCGCUGUGCUGUGGAUUCGGCGCGGGCCUGUCCAGCACCCGCUUCCUCAUCUUGGCUCAGUACUUCGACAAGCGCCGCGGACUCGCCAACGCCUGUCUGACGGCCGGUGUCGGACUUGGCCACUUCCUCAACCCACUCUUCAUCCGCUUCCUGCAAAAGGAGUACAGCUACAGAGGCGCCACUCUGAUCAUCGGGGGCUUCAUCUUCCACGGCGUCGCUGCGGCUGCACUCUACCAUCCCGUCGAGUGGCACAUGAAGGUUGUGCGAGAUGACACUCAGUCUCAAGGAACUGGGGAGAAGCCUCUGAUGUCUGGUAAUGCAAGCGAGGAAAACGAGGAUUUAGAGGAGAUUCACCUUAAAAAGGUAGAGAACAAAGAGCCUCCCAAACUGCAGACACCGACUGUGUUGCGGUUGAAGUCCAGGGAGCGACACGACAGCCUAACUUCCCAGACCUCCGAGGACUCAGCCAGGUACCAACCGCUGACUCUCUCAUCCCUAGACCUCAGCAGUGUCGCGUCCUUGCCCGUUUCUCAAGACGAAGAGCCAGAGCAGGAUAAAAGCCCGCUGCCAGAGUCGGAAUCGCGAAUUCGUGCCGUGUACCACACAAUCAUUCGGGUUUUGCGCUCUGUCGUUAAGGACAUUAGCAUCCUGAGGUCACCCGUAGCAGUGAUCAUUGGCCUGUCGGCGACCUUUUGCGUGAGCGGACACACCAACUUCACCAUGAUGGUUCCGUUUGCACUCCAGGCGGCGGGCCACUCCCUGGAGACGGCAGCCUGGAGCAUUUCCACGGCGGGAAUCGCCAACCUGGUGGUGAGGACGAGCGUCUCAGUGAUGUCGGACAAGAAAUGGUUUAAUAUGCGGAUCUGCUACAUGAGCAGCAUCGUUAGCCUUGCGUUUUCUAUUUUCUUGUUCACCUUCAUGACGGACGUCGUCAGCAUAACGGUCGUGAUGUCACUGAUGGGCUGCAGCGUCGGAGGCUUCCAGGGCAUGAACAACCUGCUGAUGGCAAGGACGAUCGGACUGGAGAGACUCACCUCCAUGUUCAGCACGACGAGCCUUUUGGUGGGAAUUGGCUCUAUGUCCAUCGGGCCUUUUGUGGGACGGAUUCGUGAUAUCACCGAGAGCUACGCGAUCAGCAUGAGAGUGUUGAGCUGUUUCAUCUUCAGCAGUUUCUUACUGUGGCUCUUCAUGCCCGCCGCCCAAGGGUACGAGGAACGCAGGAAGGAAGGGCAGCGUGACGCACCUAAGAAUCCAUUGUAACCUUAUCGUCUUUAAAAAUGAAACCAUUCGAAUUGUUUUCGGAACACAGGCAUCCUUAAGGGCCCCCACCCUUGUGGACCCCUUCACCUACACUGCUGCAUAUACAUAUAUAGACACACUUAUACAAGGGAAGAUAAGGGAUAGCUUCUCUGAGUGUCACAUGCUGGAUUUAAGAUUAUAUUACUUAAAUGUGGUACUGUAUUUGUGUAUAAAAUACCAGUAGCUUUGUUUGAAGAGUAAUAUGAAAUUAUAUGAAUACACAUGCUCAAUACCACUAUCAUAUUAAUUUAAAAUAUGCCAAAUGGGCAUUGUUUCACAAAAUUAUUUGGAGCUGAAAGUGAGUCUGAUGUAACUGAAUAAAUCGUGUUUCAUAAUAUUAUAUUCAUUUUAUAUAUAUUAAAAUAAAACUGAAUUAUAAGUUAAUGAAAUACCUAAGUUAUUUCUUUUUUUAAACUACAUUUCUGUUUUUAUUCUACUUUAUUGGGAUAGAAAAUUUACCAUAUUGAUGUUAAAAUAAUAUAGCAUACCAUUUCACAUGGAAAGUGUAAUAGGAAGGACACUAACAUUUGAACUCUGAGAAACAAAUAGUGUACGCAAUGCACCUCUGAUUUUCAGAAUUACUCCAUCUCUAAUUUUUUCAGAUAAAAUACUCAGUUUUACCUUUAUAUUGUAAUUUUCCAAUUACUAUUGUUUUUUUAUGCUGUACUGAGGAUGUUCCAUUCUUCCAGAUCAGUAAUAGCCAGAUAAUAUAUUUCACUGAAAAGUACUAGUCAUAUUUUAUUGAUGCAAGAAUAUUGCUUUCACCAUGUAUAAUAUAAUUAAUCUGUAUAUUUUUUAGGUAUACUAGUGAAACAAAGAAAUGAGAAAAAUGCAAAAGUUUAUUUGUUGAAAAGUUUAGUAUAAAAAAUAAUAAUGUCUUUUACAAAGUUAUGGCACAAAACGUUAGAUAAGUUAGUGUUUUACCCAUCCGCAACCACACUAUAUGCAAACGGGAGCAGCCAACUAGAACAAGUUAGAAGCAAAAAUAUAAUGGAAUGCUGGGAAUACUCCUUUUACAAUUACUGAUAAUUCAAGAAAAUAAAAGUGAAUAAGUAAAAUUACUUCCAAGGAGAAAAAAAAAAGAAUUAGAAUCAUGACAUUCUUAGUGAAAAAAAUAGAAAAUGGGAGAGUUCAAGUAUAAACAAAGAAUUUUAGAUAAGAUGAUCACCAGACCGAACGGGUGAUGAAUGAACCACAUUCAGAGAAGGUAGAGCCUAGGUACUGGAUGUAGCUGGGAGAGGAGAAAGUUUUAAACUGACAAUGUCUAGAGAACACAAAAAAGUCCCUACAGAACAUUUAAAGAAAUUUGACAAGCUUAAAUCAUACAAUAUAAAUUACCAAUGAAUGAGCAAAUCAAGUUUGACAAUCCCUUUUGCCUGGGAUCUGGAGCUUCAGUAAAUAAAAUUUU